Messenger RNA from Fomitiporia mediterranea MF3/22, 918 nucleotides. RefSeq lists its product as uncharacterized. Bases 1 to 918 code for a protein of 305 amino acids. The transcript has a single exon. NCBI's taxonomy places the organism in Eukaryota, Fungi, Basidiomycota, Agaricomycetes, Hymenochaetales, Hymenochaetaceae. The record is from RefSeq and is a predicted model, not a curated record.
AUGACAGACGCUCACCAUCCAGCCUUGUCUCAAUCUCACAUCGCCUCUCCGCUCGGUUCAACCGAUUCCGUCUCUUCAAACACGAAUUCUCGAACUAGCAUAGCGUCGUCUCUGUCUGCAUCAAUUACUGAUGAAGAUAGAUCAUCUAGCUGUAAUUGGAGUUCGCCGGAUGCAUGCAUCUUGUCUCCGCCAACAUCACCACCUCUCAUAUCUUCACUUUCUUCCGUCGUUUCGGCCGAGACUAAACAGGAAUCCUCUUGUUAUCAUGCGAAUGACAGGGAUUUGGUUGGCGUUUCUGAUCAAUCACAAAACCUAUUUCUGGCUCCUCGAAGGGUAGAUAUAGAUCAUGGUGGGCAUUCUGGACCAUGUCAAGGCGCGGAAAUGCGAUCGAACGGCCGGGAGCAGCCACCCUUCAAUCUCAUACCGACUGAACCGGAGACAGCUGAUGCGAUUCUCGUUAUACCUGGCCCUAGUCUGUCUUCAGAGAUUGAGAUGAUGCCCUUGUCGUCUGGGUUCUGUACAGCUCCGCAACGCCUAUCAAGGCCAGACAUAGCUUCUCAAUUUCCUUCAUCACCACCAUCAACGCGUUUUUCUCCGUCACGAUCGUUUGGAUCCCGUUUUCCAAAUUCUGCUUCAGAUAUUGGCGCCGAAGGGAAUGUAGAAAGUGGCAGGUCCAGGGACACGCAUCGGACAUGCCAACGUCCGUCUGUACAACAGUCUGAUCGAUACCAACAGAGGCAGCGACGUGGACUGCUGUUCAUGGGCGCAGCGAUGGGACAUAUCCAUGCUGCACGGAGAGCACAGCGAAUUCCCCGCGGUACUCGUAUGCGCGCUUACAGGGUCGUUUGGAAUGUGGACCCAAGGAUUAUGUUCAGCGAGGCAGGCUCAAUUCCGGUUCCGAUGGGUCGCGUGACAUAA